AUGUAUCCCACACUGGCAGGCUCAGUGCUUGCGGCAUUGACCCUCUGCUCUCUCAUACCAAGCACAGAAGCACAGACCUAUUCGUCAUGUAACCCGCUACUGCAGAGUGGAUGUCCUGCAGACCCUGCUCUGGGCAGGAGCGUCGACGUUGAUUUUACGGCAGGCUCCUCAAGCGAGUUCACCGCGUCAGGAGCUGUCAGCUAUACUUCCGACGGUGCAGCCUUCACCAUCUCCCAGCAUGGCGAUGCCCCCACCCUCUCCUCGAAUUGGUACAUAAUGUUCGGCCAUGUCGAUUAUGUGGUGAAAGCUGCGCCAGGAACAGGAAUAGUCAGCGCCGCUAUUUUGCAGUCUGAUUGCCUUGACGAGAUCGACUGGGAAUGGUUAGGCGGGGAUAAUACGCAGGCCCAGAGCAAUUACUUUGGAAAGGGCAUCACAACAACUGGUUACAAUAGAGGAGCCUACCAUGGGGCACCCAACAACCAUGACGAGUUCCACACAUACAGCAUCGACUGGACUGCCAACCAGAUUGUUUGGUCAAUCGACGGGACUACGGUUCGAGCCAUGACUCAAGAACAGGCUGAAGCCGGCCAGUAUCCCCAAACUCCCAUGUACGUCAAACUGGGGGCCUGGGCUGGUGGUGAUCCGUCCAAUCCCGAAGGCACGAUUCAGUGGGCUGGAGGGGUCACUGAUUACGCGGACGGGCCCUUCACCAUGUAUGUGAAGUCCGUCCACGUCACAGAUUACUCGACCGGGUCCCAGUAUACCUACAGUGGGACCAGCGGCACAUGGCAAUCCAUUGUUUCCACUGGCGGCCAAAUCAACAGUGAAGGAGAUGGAACACCUGCGUCGUCUGGGACAGCACCCGCCGUUACCUCCUCCGUGCCCAACAGUGCUCCGCUCGCCUUUGGGAACAGCGGCGACACUUCUUCUGUGUAUGCAACGCGAACAGGCUGGCCGUGGUCUGGAACGGCCACAGCCACAGCAGUGUCGGUGGUAAGCUCUUCAAUUUCUGGGCUGACAAGUCAGUGA
Messenger RNA from Cladophialophora psammophila CBS 110553, 1029 nucleotides. Its product is annotated as murein transglycosylase. The coding region runs from base 1 to 1029 and encodes 342 amino acids. Gene Ontology annotation, biological process: carbohydrate metabolic process; fungal-type cell wall organization. Gene Ontology annotation, molecular function: hydrolase activity, hydrolyzing O-glycosyl compounds; glycosyltransferase activity. The record is from RefSeq and is a predicted model, not a curated record. The transcript has 2 exons. Lineage: Eukaryota; Fungi; Ascomycota; Eurotiomycetes; Chaetothyriales; Herpotrichiellaceae. Gene Ontology annotation, cellular component: fungal-type cell wall.